Messenger RNA from Cyprinodon variegatus (sheepshead minnow), 2811 nucleotides. RefSeq names its product neuropeptide FF receptor 2-like. Gene Ontology annotation, biological process: regulation of MAPK cascade; regulation of adenylate cyclase activity; G protein-coupled receptor signaling pathway. Gene Ontology annotation, cellular component: membrane. The transcript has 4 exons. The coding region runs from base 204 to 1484 and encodes 426 amino acids. The record is from RefSeq and is a predicted model, not a curated record. Gene Ontology annotation, molecular function: neuropeptide receptor activity; peptide binding; opioid receptor binding. Lineage: Eukaryota; Metazoa; Chordata; Actinopteri; Cyprinodontiformes; Cyprinodontidae.
GCUGCCUGUGCCAGCGACGCACAAGAAGUCGGACUUGAAACGCAGCAUGAAGCGCAGAUCGGCUGUCUCAUCCUGAGCUUAUCGAUGAAGCUGCUUCUAAAAUCUUAGAUCUAUGUCUGAUUCAAAGGACACUGGACUCUCCUUACUUUCCCACAAAGCGCUCCGCCAGUUGUCAACUUAAGUGGACGCUCAGCAGAUUUAAAAUGAACGAAGGACAGGUAAACAACUCCACUCAUCUGUACGACAACUGGACAUUUUAUAACUCUUCCUUGGACUACAUCACACCCAGGAAGAACAUCACAUAUGUUGGCUAUUACCUACACCAGCCGUCCACUGCAGCCAUCUUCAUCGUGUCCUACCUGCUGAUCUUUGUGGUGUGCAUGGUGGGAAACGGUGUGGUGUGCUUCAUUGUGCUGAAAAGCAGAAAUAUGAGGACAGUGACAAACCUGUUCAUCCUGAACCUCGCUGUGAGUGACCUGCUGGUGGGAAUUUUCUGCAUGCCAACAACUCUUCUUGACAACAUAAUUACAGGAUGGCCUUUUGGAAGCCUGGUUUGCAAAAUGAGUGGCAUGGUUCAAGGGAUUUCAGUUUCAGCCUCCGUCUUCACUCUGGUUGCCAUUGCAGUUGAUCGGUUCAGAUGCAUUGUCUACCCAUUCAAGCAAAAGCUCACCAUAUCCACAGCGUCAUUGAUCAUCGUCGUUAUCUGGGUCCUGGCGAUAUCUAUCAUGUGUCCAUCUGGUGUAAUGCUGCAGGUGACCAAGGAGCAAACCGUUCGGGUCUUACUGGGUUACGACAACAAGACCAGCCCCUUUUACUGGUGCAGAGAGAACUGGCCUAACCAGGAAAUGAGGAAAAUUUACACCACUGUCCUGUUUGCAAACAUCUACCUUGCCCCUCUUUCCCUCAUUGUGAUCAUGUAUGCUCGGAUUGGGAUUACACUCUUCAAAACAGCUGUUCCCACUGGAGGAAAGCCAGGCCCGGACAACCGCCACAAUGUGUCAAAGAAGAAGCAAAGGGUGAUAAAAAUGCUUCUCAUCGUUGCUCUGCUUUUCAUUCUUUCAUGGCUGCCUCUAUGGACUCUCAUGAUGUUGAGUGAUUACGCCAGGCUGACGGAGCAGCAGUACAGGAUUAUCAACAUUUACAUCUACCCCUUCGCACAUUGGUUAGCCUUCUUUAACAGCAGCGUCAACCCAAUCAUCUAUGGCUUCUUCAAUGAGAAUUUCCGUCGAGGUUUCCAAGCUGUGUUUAAGUUUAGCCUGUGUGCAGCAGAUGGACAGAGGCGGAAAAGCUACUCACACAGAUUGCAAGGAAACUCUGUGCUCCCAGCUAAUAACGUACAGACAUCAUUGGAGCCCAUUUCCUUAAACAGCAUGGAUAAGAACGCUUCCAGGCGAGUCAAUCAUGUCCCUGAACGGGAACUAGUGAUGGAGGACCUGGAAAAGGGAUCAUGCAGUAGUGGAGGUGUGACUGCUGUGUCAAUCUGAUAACAGAUGUUUUCUUCAUUUAUUUUAAGGAUGUCGAAAUUUAAAUCUGCCGUGCCUAAGUAAAGUACCACAACUAAUUGAAUGAGUUUCAAAUAUUGUUGCCAAAUAUGAAAUUUUUUAGUACGGACUAAUGGACAAAGAUAAAACAUAGGAAAAUCUAUUCAGAAAGUGAAACUUAUUCCUCAAUGUGAGCAACUUACCUUAAACUUACAACUCUUAAACUGACCAGUGUAAAUACAGUAAUUUUUUGGUUAAAAUUUUAUCAUUUAUUGGGGUUAAAAUUCAAAGCUUAUUGUGUUGUUUGUAUCCUAAUGAUCUGUUUAGGGCAAACUUGUCAUAAAAUUUUCUGCACAGAAAAAAGGUAAGGUCUGGCAAUAUUACAAGCAUUUUUCUCCUCUCCCAUCGGCACUAUAAAAGUGUAUUUUUGAAUAUUUAUUAGAUGCAGUAAAAAACGUAUGCGCCAUGACACCUGCAGAGCACAUUUCAAGUGAAUGAAUAAAAUUUAGAUUUUGGUUGUAGUAUUUGAGAUGUUUGUAAAGAAUAUGGGGUAAAAACGUUUUCAAUCAAUGAAGGAAAACAAUGCAAGGUGACUGCAAAAGGGAGCUCUUCUGUAACUAGACUUGAUUUUUGGAGAAAUUAACUGAAAGAGCCCAGAUUAUUUUCUGAUAUUAGGUUGUAAAGUUUCCUUAUAUCCACUCCUUCCUUGUACUGACUUUGACCCUUUCUCUACAAAAAUAUCUGAUUCCUUAUGGUAAAGGUGCAACAAGAUGUUUAACCAUUGCUCUGAAAUUCUACACCCUUUUCACAUCAUUAGAUAAUUUGGUUACUGCAGAUUUAUUAGCUGCGCUUGAUUCAAGACUAUAUAAAUCAUCAUUAGAUCUAGAGAAAAUAUAGGUCCCAUAGGUAUAGUGAACUAGUUGUCAAAUUCAUGAAACCAGUCUGGUAUGUCUUAAAAUUUGUGACCUAGUGCAUUAUCUUUGUCAUGAUUGGUUACAGAGUAAACCCAAUAUGCAGAACACACACGGAGGCUGAUGAAAAGUUUAACAGGUUUAUUGUUAACACAAGCACAUGAAUAUUGCACUGGAACUGGUUCAGGCCUGGGGGCAGGUUCACUGGAGUCUGCAGGGAUGACAGUUCAGUUAGCACAGGGACUGAUGAGUUAUGAGUCUUAGAGUUUGCUGACGAAUACCUUGAAGGAGUCCGGGUUUCUCUUUGAGAGAGGUAACUGUUGGGUCCAGAGACUGUUUGUUCAGCAGAGUCCAAUAACUGCUUCAGCGUCUUACUUCUGACUUUGAGGGCAGACCUUGAUUUGGGUUUCCAGCUCUUA